Egretta garzetta (little egret) is the source of this 969-nucleotide messenger RNA. RefSeq names its product EPS8 like 3 (gene EPS8L3). Bases 1 to 969 code for a protein of 322 amino acids. NCBI's taxonomy places the organism in Eukaryota, Metazoa, Chordata, Aves, Pelecaniformes, Ardeidae. Gene Ontology annotation, biological process: positive regulation of ruffle assembly; regulation of Rho protein signal transduction; Rho protein signal transduction. The record is from RefSeq and is a predicted model, not a curated record. The transcript is spliced from 12 exons. Gene Ontology annotation, cellular component: ruffle membrane; plasma membrane; vesicle. Gene Ontology annotation, molecular function: actin binding.
AUGGGAGACCCCUUCGGCCACUGGAGCAACCCCCCGUCCCGGAGCGAAUAUGACAGCUCCGCGCUCCAACGGUCCAACAGCUUCGCCCGCCCCAGCGGGAGAAGCAUCUACAACCAGCGCAAGGACUACGGCCAGACCCUGCUCAAGCCCCAAAAUGAUUUCCAGCAGCACGUUGAGCACCUACUCACCAUGCGCCUGGAGAGGGACAUCCGCAGCACCAGUGACUGCCUGGCACGCCUGAAGGUGCUGGAGGCCCAGGGACGGAUCUGGGGGCAGGACCUCAUCCUGCAAGUCAAGGACCAGGAAUUGGUGCUGAGGGAUGUGGAGAGCAAGGAGGAGCUGGAGGCUCACCCCCUGAGCAGCGUGCAGGGGUGCUCAGCCACGCUGGACAUCUGCGGCUACGACUCGGUGUUGGCCAUCAGCGUGCAGGAGCAGAGCCCCCCCGGGACCAGCGUCCUGCUCUUCCAGUGCGAGCGUCUGGGGGUGAGCCCUGAGGAGAUCCCCAAGCCCGAUUUCUACGCGCCCAUCCAGCGUGGGUUGCCUUCCUCGGACUACGGCUCACCGGACACCCAGCAGAUGCCACAGACCAACCCCCCAGGCCAGGCAAUGUCCGACGUGGACCGAGAUGUUGAGGUCCUCAACCACGUGCUGAGCGACUUGGACCUCUUCGUGGUCCGGCUGAAGACGGCCCUGGGCUUGGUCAGCACCACCAACCCAAAGAAGAAGAAGAAGAAGAGCAAACUUGCUCUGCCCCCCAGGGAUGAAUUCAUGGACUUUUUCCAGAAGGUGAAAUAUGCCCUCAACCUCGUGGAGCUGGUGCGCACCCUGUACGCGUUUCAGAGCAGGAACUCGCAGGAGCUGAGCGUCAGGAUGGGGGAGACGCUGCAGGUCCUGGACCAGCGGAAGAAGUGGUGGCUGGUGCAGGACAGCCAGGGGCAGAAGGGUUACGUCCCCAGGUGCCACAUCUAA